CAUAUUCACAAUUCACCCGCACCGACACCCCCAUUGGCAUUUGGGCAUAAUCCCAAGUGAGUGAAUCAGUUACUCUUUUGUAUUCCCACAACUUCCCAUUCCACCCACCAUCACAUUUUCCUCCCCAUUUCCUCCUUAAUCCAACAAAAUCAAACUAAUAAACACACCAAAUCUCAAAUAAACAUGCUUUCUUCCUUGUUUUCCACUCUUUUCCCCACUUGUUCGUUCCUCCAUUAAUGCUCUUGCUAGCCUAACACAAACAAAGGACAUAAAAGGAGUGCACUUAUUCCAAGGUCCACAAAUUUAUGUCAAUCCCAAUAUCUUUUUCUCCUGAAUUUUACCCAUGAAACUGACCUUUCCUACAUUUAAAUAAACCCCAUUGCUUUUUUGAUUAAGUAGAGGAGCGAUCUGCUCGUAAGGGCUGCUUAAUAUUACAGUAAAGGUGCAGACUGCAGAACCAUCUUUUGUAUUUUGAUUGCCUUUUAUGUUUCGGCUCUUUUAAGGCAUUCAUAGUUGAACUAUUUUGCCGUAUAUACUUCUAGGCGAGGGAUUUGAAAGGUGAGGUGAAUAACUAUGAGGGAGUCGGAGAAGAAGAAAGUUCAAAAGAACAAUCAAACAAAACAAUUUGUGAGAACACCAAGGAGAGAAAAUAAAUCGGUUCAAGACAUUGGCCGUAGACCCUCAAAUGCAAAAGAAUCUAAUCCUAAGGCUUCGCGUGCCAAGCCUGCGUCUAAUAGCGUUGUGAGUGAUACCAAUGUGGGCACCGAGCCCCCGGAAGUUUAUGAAAAUGUUGUUAUACAUUAUGUGGAUGAUGCAUACAGGUCAGGGGAUGCAGUUCAAGUUCCUAACGGGCAGGAACCCGCUGCAGCUGGAGAUAAGUCUGAUGAUUUAGAGGAUAGUUCUAGUGAGUUCGGGAAGGAUAUUCAACCGACAAAGGGAGAUGAUUCCGAUUAUGAAUCUUUAAAAGGUUCAACAUUGUCUCAAGAUGACGAUGAGAAAAUAGAUGGAGCUCCCACUAUGACUAAAAAUAAUCUUAAGAGUAGUUCAUCUGAUGUUUCAUCUCAUGCCUCUAAGAGCAACGUGGGUGUAAAAUCGUUCGAUUCCUCUCCACCAAGAAAGCCGAUGAAUUCCAAUGGUUCACAUGUGCAUGCAACAGAUUCUUCCGAUGACAAAAAGUCUCCGUUGACAAAUCAAGAACUGUUUGAUGAUGCUUCAAAUGACAUUAAAAGUACUGAAAGUGAUGAUGAUAGUGUUGGUGCUGAAGAAAAUGUCGACUUUGAGCAAGAAAAAGCAGCCUUGAAACAAAAGGCUGAGAUCAUGGAAAGUAAGCUUGAAAAGCUGGAGGAUGAGCUUAGAGUAGUUGCUGCUCUUGAGAUCUCUCUUUAUUCUGUGAUACCCGAGCAUGGGAGCUCUGCACACAAGGUGCAUACACCUGCUCGACGUCUUUCUCGACUGUAUAUACACGCGUGCAAACAUUGGAGUCGGAAUAAGAGAGCGGCAAUUGCUAAAAAUAUUGUUUCAGGGCUUAUUUUGGUAGGCAGAACAUGUGGAAAUGAUGUUGCAAGGUUAAUGUUUUGGCUCUCCAACGCUGUCGUUCUGAGGGAAAUCAUCUCACAAGCAUUUGGCAUCUCUAGCCAGACGAGUCCUCCCACGCUCAGUGUGCCAAUUGUUAGUAAGAAUUCUAAUAGGAAGCAAGUGAAUAUGAUCAACCAGAUGUUUGAAGAUUGGGAAGAAACCAGUACUUUCACUUCUUCUUUAGGAAAAGUUGAGUCGUGGAUUUUCUCUCGGGUCGUUGAGUCGGUCUGGUGGCAGGCACUAACACCGAAUAUGCUAUCGCCUGUCGAGGAAUUGAUCAGCCAAAAGAGCAUCGGAAAAUUGCUAGGUCCAUCUUUGGGCGAUCAACAACAAGGAACCUUAUCCAUUGAACUGUGGAAAAAUGCAUUUCAGAGUGCAUUUGAGAGGCUUUGUCCUGUUCGUGCUGCAGGGCAUGAAUGUGGAUGUAUCCCCGUAUUGGCAAGGACGGUGAUGGAACAAUGUGUUGAAAGAUUAGACGUGGCUAUGUUCAAUGCGAUUCUUAGAGAAUCUGCUCAUCAGAUUCCGACAGAUCCAGUUUCAGAUCCCAUAGUAGACUCGCGGGUUCUACCAAUUCCAGCCGGAGACUUCAGCUUUGGGUCCGGUGCUCAACUAAAGAAUUCAGUUGGCAAUUGGUCGAGGUGGUUUUCUAAUCAUCUUGGCUUGGAAUUGGACACCCUCCCGAGCGAUGAUCCUGAGACCAACAAUGAUGAUCACCAGACUACACGGGCCAAAACUAAAUGUUUCUGCCUUCUUAAUGAACUGAGUGAGCUCUUGAUGCUCCCUAAAGAUAUGCUUAUGGACGAGUCUAUAAGAAAAGAGGUUUGUCCUUCGAUUAAUCUCGGUGUGAUCAAACGAGUCUUGUGCUACUUCACUCCCGAUGAGUUUUGUCCAGAUCCUGUUCCCGGAGAGGUCUUAGAGGCACUGAAUGCCGAGAGUUAUGUAGAGCGGAGGGUAGCUGGAGAUUCUUCCGUAAGCUUCCCUUAUGCUGCGCCCGGUGUUUCUUACUUGCCUCCAUCACCAAGUGACGUUUCAGAGAAAGUUGGCGAAGCAGCAGGGAAACCUCAUAUCAAAAGGAAUGUGUCUAUGGUUCAGAAGAAAGGUUAUAUGAGCGAUGAAGAAUUGGACGAUCUUGAUUCUCCACUAGAAUCCUUCAUCGAGCAAUCAUCACCAUGUACUUUGCAAAAUGGGAAUUCGAGCCUGAAGUCCAAAGAACAAACUGGCCAUGGAGGAAACGCAAGGUAUUUGCUUCUGCGCGAGGUUUGGUCUUCGUAGAAGUUCGUGCUUCCACUUGUGUUUCUUGUAGCUGUAUACGUGAUGUAAAGAACUAUGAACUGCAACAAGUUUAGUAUGUUACAUUCAAAUAUGUCGUGUUGAGAAGUUAAGAGGAUCACGUCUUCGAGUUUAAGGUGUAAAGAAAAGAAGUUCGCUUUAGAAUAAUGAGUAAAGAAAAACCGAAAAUUCGAUUUGUUCUCGUUGGUUGCCUAUCGAUUUUUUUAGAUUGAUUGUCA
Messenger RNA from Amaranthus tricolor (Joseph's coat), 3083 nucleotides. RefSeq lists its product as uncharacterized. Gene Ontology annotation, cellular component: nuclear pore. Bases 574 to 2847 code for a protein of 757 amino acids. The record is from RefSeq and is a predicted model, not a curated record. The transcript is spliced from 8 exons. Lineage: Eukaryota; Viridiplantae; Streptophyta; Magnoliopsida; Caryophyllales; Amaranthaceae.